Molecule: messenger RNA, 711 nt
Organism: Solanum pennellii
Lineage: Eukaryota; Viridiplantae; Streptophyta; Magnoliopsida; Solanales; Solanaceae
Exons: 4
Coding region: 1-711 (236 amino acids)
Source: RefSeq, a predicted model, not a curated record
AUGGAGGCAGAGGAAGAGGAAAGGAGAGAGGAACAAAUACUAGUUCAACAAGGUCAAGUGUUGGUUCUUCUACAACACCAACUAAAUCACAAUCAAGCACAAAGAGAGGACGAGGUCGACCAAGAGGUUAUACAAAAUAGUGCUACUGGAAGGGAAAGAGGAACUGGUUUAACUAGAAGUGGAAGGGGAAGAGGAACUGAAACUGGUAAUGGAACAAGAAUUGGUGUUGCUGCUGAUUGUUCUGGUCCCACUAGAAGGGGAAGAGGGACUGGAACUGAUUUAGCUGGAAGGGAAAGAGGAACAACAACAAGUGUAGCUAGAAGGGAAAGAGGAAGAGGAACUGGUGUAGCUGCUACUGGUACUGAUGUUGCUGGUGCUACUAGAGGGGGGAAGAGGACAAGAAUGGUUGGAAUGGGGAUAUUACAUACACAAAAUGGUUUUACAAUCCACAAUAUAACCUGGAAUGCCUAUGAACUUUUCAUCAGUACUGGACAUCUAGGGCAUUAUAAACAAAGAUCUGAUUUAAAAUGGAAAGGAAAGGCUGAUGUAACUCAACAAGGUCUUCAAGAGAUGAGAGAAAACAAAAGAAGGAGAACAAGAUGUGACUGCAUUAGUUUGAUAUUUUUACUGUCUCUUUUUGAAACAAUUGUUCAACCAGUUGUGCAUUACUUUAAUGGGUACAGUUAUGCAGUUGUGACUGCAAUAAUGUGA